CUUUCAGGAAGCGGAAGCAGGAAUGUUGGAGUGUUUUCAGAAAAGUUUGGAUAAGUUUGACAGUUUGGAAGCUUAGACUAAAACCGCGGAGAAACAUGACGGUGUGUUACCUGCUGCUGAUGUUGCUAUAGAGUCGUCAGUCUCCUCUGACUGACUGAUUGACUUCAACCAGACACACAGACAGGCAGAUAUGGAGUGUGGAUCUCUGGCAAUGGACAUCAGCAAUGCUCCAGAUCCUGGAGGGCAGUCAGACUACAAUGUAGCCUGUCUGCGCCGUCAAGCUUGGGCAAAGAGCAAAGAGUCCACCUGGCUAGAAUUGGAAGAAGAGAGACCCCAGCAGAACCAGAGGGACGGGGGAGAGCAAAGACCCUCAGAGGAACCAGGGCAAGUGCCUAACAACAUCGCCAGCUGGCUGAUUAAAUGCAGGACUCCCCUGGGAGCCUCGUUAGAUGAUCAGACUGCUUCUCCCAGCAAAGGAGUUCAGAAGAACGGCUGCAGCUUUGAAGAUGACCUUUCACUGGGAGCUGAAGCCAACCACCUUCAGUCCAGUAACAAUAAAUCUGAAUCCUGCUUUGGUCUUGCGGCGGAUCAGAAGAGGAGUCAGUAUAAAGAGAGAGCAAGAAGUAUGAACUCCACAGGAUCAGGGAAGAGCAGCACUGUGUCCAGUUUUUCAGAGUUGUCGGAGCUGUCAGAGAAGCCCCUGGAGAAGCCCCUGCUUAACCUGCGUCUGUCAGAGCUGCUGGACCUGUAUGAGGAAGACCCUGAGGAAAUCCUCCUAAAUCUUGGUUUUGGUCGAGAAGAACCUGACCUAGCCUCGAAGGUUCCCGCCAGGUUCUUCAACAACUCCUCUAUAGCGAGAGGCAUCGACAUUAAGGUCUACUUGGGAGCUCAGCUGCAGCGCAUGGAAGUGGAGAACCCCAACUACGCUCUGACUAGUCGUUUCCGUCAGAUCGAGGUCUUGACGACAGUAGCUAAUGAGUUCUUCCAGCUCUAUAGUCAAGUUUCUGGUCAGCCGGUCCAACGCAUCAGCUCAAAGGACCAAGGCGGGGGAGAAGAAGGAGAAGGAAAAGAAGCAAACAAGUCUUGUCCUCCGUUGAAGAAGACCAACUCAGCUCUUAACGUUGCUAAACUCCUCAAGAAAACCAUCAGCAAACACAACCUGCUUGCGGCCGCCCCUGAGUCGCCUCAAGCAAACACAAAUAACCAACAACUACAGCUGAACGGACACGCUAACCCUGAUCACGCGCACACCAACGGCCACGCAACCGGCGGUCCAGAGCAGGACGGCAGCAGUACUGACCCUGACCACCAGGCAGACUCGGUCAACCAGAAACACAUGCGCAGGAAAGACUGUUCCCUGGCAACCGUCACCGAGGAGUCCAACGGUGAUGGAGACGACAGUCCUGAACAGAGCAGCCCAAAUCCAGCAGGCAAUGGAGAGCAUGAACCAGAAUCAGCUGACUCUUCUGCAACCAAUCAGAGAACAGAGGAAGGAACCCAGGUGAGCAAAGAAGAGUUGGAGGAGAAGAACCGGACAUCAACCCCAGAGAGAGCUCAUCCCAGCCUGGUCCCGUUCAAGCUGGCCCAGAAGGAAAACACAGACUCUUUCGACAUGGAGGAGAUACAGAGUAACGAAGAUGAGGAUCUGCCACACAGAAUGUCCAGAGCUACCGACCUGUUGAGACAGCAGUCGGACAGCAGUGGUUUUGAGGAGCCCUCUGCCGACUCCAACAUCUACCUCAAGGUGCAGGAGAGCAGUGACAGCUGUGACAGCGAGACCACCGUCACGCCGCUCGCAAUGGACCAACCAGCAUUUGUGAUGCCAGACACACAUGAGGAAGAGGCGGGUCCUGUUGCUGCUGCUGCUGCUGCUGCUGCUGCUGAGACUGAGGCUGAGGCUGAAGGGAGAAGUGUUUCCAGGGAAGAUGAGCAUGAUGGGUUUUUAGAGCAGAUUCUGCAGUACACAGCGCAUCACCUGCCCAAGAACAUAGGAAUGCAGCGGGAUGAGAGCCAGGAGGAGCAAGUUGAGAGUGAACAGCGGAAUGAUUCCCAAUCAGAACCAGAACGGGAGAUUUCACAGAGUAUGCCUAUUGCAGAGCAAGAACCGCAACCAGAGGUUCCAGAGUUGGAACAUACCCCGAAUCAGACAGAGACUGCUUCAGACGCAGAACCACCCACAGAGGGAGCGGUUGCUGAGGAACAGGAAGAGGAAGAGCAAGCAAUCUUGGAGGAUUCUGGUCCACUUUGUUUUCCUCCUCCUCCAUCGUCUCCAGUUCUUAGCGCUCUGUACCGAGCCGAACACAGCCAGCUGUCCCGGGGUGGGCAUGAUUUGACCCAUAUCCCAGGGAGAGGCCGAGGAAGACGUGGUUUCCCCCUGCAGAGGUCCUCCUCCCUGCCUUCUUCACUUCUCUCCCCCACCAGGGUUGUGUCCUCUGUCAGGAUCCAGUUUCGGCGAGGAAAGGCUUCCUGCACGCAGCCCAAGUACUCUUUCAAAUAUUCUCCAGAGGACGAAGGCGACAAGGAAGAGGAAGAUGAGGAGGAUGAGGAGGAGGAGGACAAAGAAGGACACUCUAAGUGCCUGUCUACUCUGAUCAUAAACCCUGCCUCCUCUUCAGACUCUAUCAACAAACUGCAGAAGCUGCCCCCAGAAGCUGCCGUGCCACCCAAACCCAUCCCACGCUACCUGCUGCGCUCAACCUGUUCCCUCCAGAGCAGUAGCCCUCCUCCUGAUUUGUCACCAGUAAGCCAUGGCCACUCCUGGAGCACCCAGAGCGUUCCCGAUCUCUUCUCCAGUCAGCAGCACCCAGGCCAGUUCCAACAGAACAUGAGCACCAACCAAAUCCAGCAAAGUUGGAAUUCAGGCCAGAUGAGGUUUCGCUAUCCUAAUCCUCCAGCUCAUUACGUAAACCCAAGCCCCAAUCCUAGUCCCAGCCCCUACCCCUCCACCGUAAACCCUCCUCCCCAGUACCCCUCCAAUCUCCAUCCGUACGCCAGUCUUCCGAACCUCCUUCAGCACCAAAACUUGCCCCACCAUUCUAGUCUAACCAGUCUCUACCAACCUACAAGUUCCACAAUCCCCCAGCACGGCAGCCUGUCCAACUUGCAUCAGCCCUCAGCUGCUCAGCACGUCAAUAUGAGCAACCUUCAUCCCGGAACACCAGCAAUGCACCAACAGGGCUACAAUCAUCUAUACAGCCACCAGUCGCCUUACAAUGCAUCUCCUCACGGCUUACAGUUUGCCUCACCUUACCUUGGUUACAAUAUGUACAACAUGAACCCACACCUGGCGUACCACAACCCCGUCACACACUGUCCACCGUUUGCCCCAGAACAUGGCCUCCACCCUGGGUUUGCUACUCCUCCUGCAGGCUUUCAUCCAGGUCUGGCCUCUUCCCACGGCUCGGUAAACAGCCUCCACAUGGGGUACAAUCCUCAUGCUGCUUCAGGUCUAGGAGCCAGCCAGGGCCCGUCCAGCACUGAGAUGCAGCUGAGGAGAGUCCUGCAUGACAUCAAAGGGACAGUUCAGAGCCUGAGCCAGACCCGAGUCGGCACUCCUGAUGUGUUCAGUGAGCCCAGAGCGGGUCUGCCCUCCCAAAAGUCUUUGGUAGAGUUUCAGCAGAAGAGGCAGAGCCUGAACUUGUUCCGCAGUCAGAUGAUGGACCUGGAGCUGUCAAUCAUUCGACAGCAGGCCCAGGUCUACAAACACCUGAGCCCUGCUGACAGGAUGGAGGUGGAGCAGCUUCAGUCUCUGAGGUCGGCAGUUAGAGAGGAGCUGCAGGAGCUGGAACAACAGCUGGAGGACAGACUGAUGGAGCUGACACACAGCCCACCCCAACACAGGGGUCUCCAUAGAGGCAGCAGUGUGGACAGUCUGUCAACCGCCUCUGCACUGAGAGCCAUGGAGCCAGUGUCAGACCUUCUGAGAGAGCAGCUUUACCUCCAGUCAGAGCUCAGUGAUGAUGGCCAUGCCCUCUCCACCGCCCCCUCCUCCCGAUCUUCCAGUCCAGUCCGAAAUGGUAGCAGGCAGAAAGGAGGUGUGUAUCGAGCAACUAUUAACAUUAACCCCGUCCCUCCUCCUCGAUCCAUCACACACACUGAGGAAAAGGAGGAGGAGGAGGAGCUGGAGGAGCGAGAGCCGGCCAGAGGAAGAGGAGAAGGAUUACCAGAGGAGGAAGGAGCAGCAGGAGGAGCCAGAGUAGGGAACCUGCAGCAUCUCAUCAGAGAGAUUCGAGAGAGCUUGGCGCAGGAGGUCCGACAGGAGAUCUACAGCGAGCUGCUGGCUGCCGUGUCUCCACGGCGAUCACCCCUGCCCGGAAGUCGACAACCCCUGUAACACGGCAACAGCAGAGCACCACCCCCUUUCACCUUCAGCCUUCGUAACCACGGCAACACUGUCCGUCUGUAACACUGUAUAGCUGAGUAACACUGUUUGUGUGGAGCACUAUGUGCCUGUAACACUGUAUGUCUGUAACACUGAUGAUGAAACAACACCCACCCCACCUGUGGAGCCUCCGACAGGACGCAGAGCGCCACGAGGACGUUUACGUGUCUAUUUUGGUUCGAAUGUGCUGGUGUGAUGCAUGCUGGGAACACCAGCCUGUGAAUCGCCAGCAAAAAGCUGUCGCCUUGUUUCUUCACAUUUCCUUUUUCUAAGCUGUUGUGAUCAAACCUAGGCCUUUUAAGUACUUCCACUGCCAGUAAUACCAUGAGCAAUACAACUUGUACAAAUAACAUAACACUGCCAGUAGCACCACUAAAUUCCCAGUCUUGUGAAUGUCCCCAUCAAGUUAUUUUGCCCCAGAUCCAAGUAUGAUAUGACAUCAGGCUUUCCUUAUGAUAUUAUUAUUAAUAAUAAUAUUAAUAAUAAUAAUGAUUUGGCUGAAUGACUUUUAAUAGCAUCAGAGGGACACACAGGUGAUAGACUUCUGUUAGAAAUACUGUAAGUGCCUUAAUGAGCUUUAAUCUUUCCUUUUAGUUUUGGGUACCAUUCCUUAAUUUUCAAUAACAGUAGUGUUACUUAGCUUUUAUCAUUCAAUGUUACUCAUUCCAUGCACAUUUUACCUUCAGGUAUGUGGCAUACAGAUUUAUAAUCACUGAUCCUACAUUCCUUUAUCUUCAUCAUCGUCAUCAUCAUUGUCAUUGUGCUUCUGUUCCUCUCGCCUCAUUCACAGUUCAUUUUCUCAUGAUUUUCCUGGGCUGUGCCUGGCAUGGCCGUGUAUGACGGUCGGUGAUGAAGGUUGUGUGGGAUGGCCUGAGGUAUUACGGAGCUUAAGCAGGUUUCAGUAAGUUGUCAUGGUGACAGUAAUGAUGAUGAUAAUGAUGUAAUGCCCGAUCAUAAGGAAUUUCAAAAUGUAUUAUUUUGGCAAUCUUGAGCAUCACAACACCAGUGCCAUUGUAUUCAAAGAAUGCCACAUCUCUACUCAGCAACUCACAUCAAAACAAUCUAGAUUGAUAAAUAGCAUUUCUUGUAAGAAGAUAAAUUUGUAUUUGUGAAUAUGUGGUGAAUUAUCCAAUUAGCUGUGUUAGAAUGUUAGCUUCCCACUGUCCAAUUACAAAUCUGUGUGCAAUAAUAUAUAUAUGUAUUGAUUACUGAGUAAAUCAAUGUUAACAUUUCAGGUAAUCCUGCACCAAUUCAACUCUAAACUCAAAAAAUCUGACAGAAAUGAAUCUGUAGUUUGCUGGUUUUAUUGAGAGAAACUCUAGAUUUGACUCUUCUUUGUACAAAAUCCAUUGAUCUGAUUUAUCACUAAACAAUUCAUCACUAAUGACCAAAAAAGACAUCUCCCCGUUGACCCCAUGGGACCGUUUAUGAAAAAUAUGUACAAUAUUCUAAGGCCAGGGACAAAUAACCUUUAGAUCUGUUAAACUUAUGCCAUGAAUUAUACCUAUGAUGUUGUUCAAUUUUAAAAAAUGAUUUUGCAAGUCAACAAGUCACAGCUAUGUUUUAUGUACAAAUGUAAUUCUCCUACAUGAUGUGUUUUGUAUAGCAACUUCUGAUCUUUAUCAGCCGUGAAUCAAAAAAAGCAAGACCUGUUUCCUUUGUGAGUACAUCACGAAAUAUACAUUGCAGCUACAGCAGGAGAGAAAUUUAUGAUAUGAUAGACUUACAAAAAACUCUUGACUAGCAAAUUAGUUGUUAAAAUGUACAAACAUCGUUUUUAUAAUUAAUGGUACCAUUUUUUAAAGUAUUUGUAGUUUAAUAGUCUAGUCCAAAUGAUGUCCCAUGGUCGUCUACCAGAAGGGGCCUGACUUUUCCUCUUAAAUUAACUGUUAAUAUGAUUCCUUCAGCAUUAAGGACAGUGUGUUGUGUAUAUGUUGUCCUUUGCAGGUGUUUUAACCAUCAAAUAUUGAGAUCCUAAAGUAUUGUGAGCAGCUGAGGGGACACAAGCACUCUGCACCCUCCAUAGCUCAGUUUUUUUUAAAUGAGAGGCCUUUCAAUCAGUGCAAACAAGCUCAAUUUAAACAAAGGAAAAAUCUUUGUGGAAUAAUAUUCAAAACAUAUCUGCACAAACUGACAUUAGAUUUGUCAGCCACAUCACACAGUCUAUAUUAUUCAGUCAUCUAAAUCAUUACUAACACACAAUUGACCUUCGAUUCUCUUCAACAUUUAUUGACUUUGUGUUUGUUUAAAAUGUUUCUUUUUUAUGUUCACUGAUCACAAACCUUACUCUGCUGGACCAACACUUGCUGUGAAUUCCCAGGCUCAAAUGUGCUUUUAUUUUAUUUUUGAACUGAUCAAGAAAAUCUUUCGCACACUUCUAAUUUCCCUGCUCUGUCUGUUGGUGUCUAUUAAUUUCUGUUAAUGUCUAAUAAUGAUGAUGUGUAUUUUUUAUUGAUGUCUUUUCAGCGGGAUGCAUGGGAGGUAUCACUCUGUAGAGAUGAGAAUAAUAAAAAUGUAUUUAUUUUCAGUACAAAA
Molecule: messenger RNA, 6916 nt
Organism: Eleginops maclovinus (Patagonian blennie)
Lineage: Eukaryota; Metazoa; Chordata; Actinopteri; Perciformes; Eleginopidae
Gene: itprid2
Product: ITPR interacting domain containing 2
Exons: 23
Coding region: 191-4333 (1380 amino acids)
Molecular function (GO): signaling receptor binding
Source: RefSeq, a predicted model, not a curated record